AUGAGGGGCUUUGGCUUGCGGAUGGAGAGCGCGUCCGAAGCCAUCUCCUUUGCCUUCUUGAUGCUCGUGGUGCUCCUCUUGGCGCUCGGCAUCAUCUUUUGCGUAGGCGGGCUCGUGGCCGGGUGCGUUUCGAGAAUCUCCACGAAGUACUGCAAGAGGAAACGGGCUGCGCAGGAUCCAUCUUCCGGCAAUGACUCGGCUGUUCGGGACGGCGGCGACGGCGACGGCGACGACAACGACAACGACAACGGGGACGAGUCCUUUGGUUGGGACGGUGCCGCUCCGCCCAGGUACGGCACAUGGGUCGACGAAGAGCCGGGAGUGGGUGGUAGGGAUGCGCUGGAGUUGGUGGUCAGGAUGCCUCCUUGCCAUCACAGGCAGCGAAAUGGGCUCGACGGCUGGUGA
Metarhizium album ARSEF 1941 is the source of this 405-nucleotide messenger RNA. RefSeq lists its product as uncharacterized. The coding region runs from base 1 to 405 and encodes 134 amino acids. The transcript has a single exon. Lineage: Eukaryota; Fungi; Ascomycota; Sordariomycetes; Hypocreales; Clavicipitaceae. The record is from RefSeq and is a predicted model, not a curated record.